CAUGAGCAGCGUGUUGUUGGUCCGACCAUGUUGUUAAGAGAGUGUGAUGUCCUCCAUCCCCGACUCUCAACUGGGCCUUACGCAGAGCGAAAUCCAGCUGCUCCGCCAACACCAGCAGAUUGCCCUCUCGCACGCCGGCAGCUCGUCCUCGCGCGCAGCUUCGCACGCCUCCAGCCAAGGCCGCCUCCUACUGGAUCCCUCAAGCCUGCAGGCGCUGAGCGCCCACUUUGACCGCUUGAUGUAUUCCAUCCAACAGCGAUGGCACUCACUCAACCAGCAAACGCAAACCGCAACCCAAGUCCAAUAUGACCGCGCGGGCAACGCGAUCCAGAUGGCCGAUGCCGAAAUCGCCCGCUUUCGGGCCAUCCUGCGCGAAAUCGACGAGCUGCAGGUCGAAUUCGACAAGGUGCGCCGCAUUGGCGAGAUUGUGAAAGGCUUCAAGGCCCGCGUUGAACACCUUGAGCGGCGUAUCUGAGAUGCUCCUUCCUCAAUCGACUCCCACCCACCGCAUUACCUCACAUCAACCACGCUUUAUCACGCCCACAUACACAUUCCUUACAUUCACGAUUUACGACACUGGCACCAGACCUAUCAUGUCCUCGCGGACGGUAUAUUUCCACACUAUAAAGAUCGGAGGCCUCGCGGCACAAAAUUAAAUCAUUAGCGGAUAUU
This is a messenger RNA of Lindgomyces ingoldianus, 672 nucleotides long. RefSeq lists its product as uncharacterized. The record is from RefSeq and is a predicted model, not a curated record. Lineage: Eukaryota; Fungi; Ascomycota; Dothideomycetes; Pleosporales; Lindgomycetaceae. The transcript is spliced from 2 exons. Gene Ontology annotation, biological process: endosome organization. Gene Ontology annotation, cellular component: BLOC-1 complex. The coding region runs from base 47 to 475 and encodes 142 amino acids.